UCUUGCCUACACGUCGUUUGAUUAUCGUUUUGGAUUCAAGUGUGUCUAUUUAGAACUCAGAUAAAAGCUCCAACUUAGUGUCUUUUAGCCAUAUUCACAUAAGUACAGUGUUUGUCUUUCUUCCCUUGUGCAACAUCGAGUAUUUUUUAGACACAGCUACCCAAAAAAGGCUCCUCGUUCAUAGUCCCAGAAUUGUUCAAGCUGAAAAAAAAUGUCACUUACAUGACCAAAAUUGAAUUGAUAGUGCCGUAAAACACCUACUCAAUCAAUCAAUCAAGCUGAAAAAAGCUGGCGAUUAGACGAUAAAUAAUCUUUUCCUGGUAUUACUGUUUAUAGCGUUUUGCCUGAGCGUCUGACGUAUCAGGUCGAAUCUGUAGAAAUAUGGCCUGCUCAAAGCUGAGAAUUUGUCAUUAAAAAAUGAAAAUAUUAGAAAAAUAAAACCUAGAACCAAAGAACUGAAUGUGAUGACACAUUGGAACAAAAUUUUAUACAGUGUACAUUAUAAAUAUUGUAAACAUAAUAUUACUAUGUUUUGCUCCGAAUUUAAAAAAGAAAUUCGCCUGCUCAUUAGCAUAUUGUACUGUUCAACACAGACGUAAUGUUUAAACAAUUUUACUAUUCUAGUACUUUCGGUCCGCAGAGAAAUCAUGGAAGAUUGGAGCACAGCACGGGCCUUCUGGGCGGAGACUGCAGAGCGCUACUUCGUGGACGAUGAGACCUUAGCUGCCACACAGGAAGCUCUGGACAUGGGCUUGAUGCCCCUGAGUAGCCUGAGCGUGCCCGAUGGUCGGAAGAUGCUGGAGAAACUGUACUCCCACAAGCACAGGGUCGCCUUUGAUGGCAAAAUUGAAGAUCAACAAGUACCGUCUAGCGUAACGAAAGGUUACAACAUUCCGGUAACUGUAUACAAACCAAGUUCAAGCUCAGCCGUUAGUACGAUAGUCCUCUACUUCCACGGUGGGGGUCUUAUCUAUGGAGAUAACAAGAAAAUGUACGAGAACUCUCUGAAAACCAUUGCAAAAGGGUCUGCAGCUGUUAUUAUUUACGUAGAGUAUCGCUUGUUGCCUGAAUGCGCCGACACGGACCCGAUGGCUCCUUUUAAUGAUGCUGUUGACGUGACGAACUGGGCUCUCCAAAACAAGACUUCACUUGGAGGACAGGCCAAAACGAAAGUUGGCGUUCUAGGAGACAGUGCCGGAGGGCUAAUAUCCCUGUACGUCUCUGAUAUUAUCAAAGACGUACGCUUUCAAGCUUUGGUGUACUCGUGGAUCAACUUCGACCAAACCGAGGAUCAAUCUUGCCAGGAGUUUGCAAGUGUGCCAGCCUUCAACACGAAAGCGAUGCAACACAUCAUAAAAAUUGUGAACCCAUUGUUAUCUUUUCCUGGAAACAACCCCCGUUUGAAUCCUGCUAUAAGAGAAAAUGUCGCGUCAUCGCCCCCUACUCUGGUUGUGGUGGGACAGUUAGAUCCAUUGAGAGAUAGCAAUGUAGACUAUGCUGGAAAACUGAAGAAAAGCGGUGUUGACACCAGAUUGGUACUAAUGGAAGGUUUACCGCAUGGCUUCUUUUCAGCAGCUAAUUUCGUUAAGGCCAACGUUACAGCAUGCACACAUAUCGUGAGGUUCAUUAAAUCUAUCAACUGAGUAAUUUAAAUAUAUAACCCUUCCUUUAGUGCAUUGCUCUAAAAAUGCCUUAUUCUGAAAAUAAUCGGAAACAAGACGCAACCCUGCUUUUUAUCUUUUUCUUUUUUUUUAACUUUUACCAUCUUUAUCAGGAGAAAUGUCUCAGGAACGUUAACAACUUUUGUGAACUCAAGUUCCUUUUAACCUGCCAAAAGAAAAAGAAAAAGAAGAUGAAAAGAAAAAUGAAAAGAAAAAGCAAGCCGGGAGCCGAUUAAAAAAAUAUGCUGUGGUAUUAUGUUUAUAUUUCGUUUUGAUUUUGUCUUUUUAUAACAUUGUCUUGAACAUUCUCUCAACAAUAUGCUUAGGCUUCAUCCUGGGGGAAAGCUUUCGUACUUUAAAACUUCCAUACUCCCUUCCAGUAAAGUCGCAUCUUUCUUAAUCCAACUUUUUUUUCUGUGACACAGUGACUUGUGCGUAUAAUAUUCUUUAAAAGCUAUGUUUUACCUCAAAACGAAUGUAAAACUUUAUUUUGAUGUUUGC
Aplysia californica (California sea hare) is the source of this 2162-nucleotide messenger RNA. RefSeq names its product carboxylesterase NlhH. Gene Ontology annotation, molecular function: hydrolase activity. The coding region runs from base 648 to 1643 and encodes 331 amino acids. The record is from RefSeq and is a predicted model, not a curated record. The transcript has a single exon. Lineage: Eukaryota; Metazoa; Mollusca; Gastropoda; Aplysiida; Aplysiidae.